This is a messenger RNA of Aphidius gifuensis, 1425 nucleotides long. RefSeq lists its product as uncharacterized. The coding region runs from base 264 to 1118 and encodes 284 amino acids. The transcript is spliced from 5 exons. The record is from RefSeq and is a predicted model, not a curated record. NCBI's taxonomy places the organism in Eukaryota, Metazoa, Arthropoda, Insecta, Hymenoptera, Braconidae.
AUAAAGUAUACGAGAAGUGAGAACGAGACACAUGGUGUUUAAAAAAACAGUCAACGCAAAAAAACUUGAAUCAUAUAAUUUUUAAAAAAUAUACAACAUACUGAAGCUAAAGGAUUGAUUGUUAUAAAUAGGAUAAAUAGCUAAUUCCAGUUUACAAUUUAAUUAAAUUAUCAUUAAUAUAUCAGCUGUCUUUGUUGGUGAGGCCUGUUAUCUUUCAGCGAUACAAUUGUUUGUAAAAAAAUUAAGCAAAUAAACAAUUCAUCAUGUCUUUCAAAAAUAAUGCUCCAGGGUCAUUCUCGUUAACAUCUUCAAAAGCCAUGGAGAACUCGACAUCCUCAAAGUUAUCUUUGAAAACAAUUGAAAAAAAAAAUAUACGUUCUCAUCCAAAACGUAUUUCUGAAAUAGAACGAAUGAUUAUGUUAAAUCACAAAUGUAAAUGUUCUGAAAAUUGUGAGGAAAAAUGUGAAGCUGGAAAGAUUGAACCUGCUGAUACUGGAGAUAAAACUUAUUCAUUGCCACCAGCAGAAUAUUAUAAAAUGAAGCAUUUAAUUGAAUAUGAAACAUAUUCUGAAAGAAGAAAGAAGCGUUUUCCUGAAAUGCCUCUAUCGCGACUGAACAAUCAAGUAUCUCAGUAUCUCCGCAGAAAAAGUCAUCAGUCAAUCAAUUCUAAUGAAGAGAUAAAACCAUGGAGAGCGUUUAAGGUCGAGCAUCGAUCACCUAAUGUUGUUCCAGAGUCACCCUCGUUGGCAUUUGCAGAAGACAAAGAGAAUCCUAAAUUUUCAAACUUAUCCUUAGAACCUGUUGAAACAAAAAAUAUACCUCCUGAUGCAAGUAAUUCUGAAGUUACUAAGGUUUUGUUAAAUCACACAUACAAACCUGCUGAGAGCUGUGAAACAAAAUGUGAAGCUGGAAUCAUUGAUCCUGCUGAUAAUAAAGAUGAACCUUGUUUAUUGCCAUCAGCAUCAUUGUAUAAAAAAAAGACUCUAUCAGAACGCGCUGAAGAAUUAGCUCUGAGCUCGAUGGCACUUGAAUGUCAAAGGGAAAUGAUCACUCAGAAUCUUUUGGAUGCACAAGAAUCAUUGAGAAACAACACAAUUAAUUUUUCAAUGAGAAGAUAAAACUAUGAAGAAACUUGAAGACCCAGUAUGAAUCAUUUAAAUUGUAAACAAACUACUACCUCGUCUUGUUGAAUUAACACCAACUUGUGCUGUUUCUUUAAUUGCAAUUGCUGAAUGUCUAACCGUCUAGGGAUUAUGAUUACCAGCAAAUUUUAAUUUAGUAUACUUUAAUUAAACAUUUAGAAAAUUUAUAAAGUAUAAAUAAAAUUGAUACCUCAUUAACUCAACGUCAACAGACGUAUAAAAAUGACAAAGUAUUAUAAUACUGUAGUCAUUCUUUGACUCAAUAAAUAAAUGCUUGAAACUU